AUGGACAUGGAUCAUCAUCAGAACCACGGGGACGCCAUGUACUACUACGCCGGCGACUACACGAGCGCCGCUGCUAAUCCCUCCUGCUCCUACUUCUCGACUGACUCAUUUCCAUUCGACUUGAGCAACGGAGAGAUGAUCGACGCGGCUGAGGUGGAGCAGGUGGAGCCUGCAAGGAGACGGCGGGCGGCGUCGUACAUCGGCGUGCGCGCGCGGCCGUGGGGCAGGUUCGCGGCGGAGAUCCGGGACUCUACGCGGGGCGGCGCGCGCGUGUGGCUGGGAACCUUCGGCACCGCCGAGGCCGCCGCGAUGGCGUACGACCAGGCCGCGCUGUCCUCGCGCGGCGCGGCAACGCCGCUCAACUUCCCCGUGGACCGCGUCGAGGAGUCGCUCCACGCACUCGCGCUCGGCGCCACCGCCGGCUCCACGACGCCCACGGGCACCGGCGGCUCGCCCGUCCUGGCGCUCAAGCGGCGGCACUGCAAGAGGAAGAGGCGCAACAAGGCCGAGCUAGAGGCGGCGCGCAGGAAGAACAAGAGCGGUAGUGAAAUGGCCGAUGAGAAGCGGUUCAUUGUGGAGCUGGAGGACCUGGGCGCCGACUACCUGGAGGAGCUCCUCAUGAUCACCGACGACACGCUUCAGCUUCAACUGUCUUCAUCCUCCUCCUCCUCUUCCUCCUCCUUCACC
Molecule: messenger RNA, 687 nt
Organism: Lolium rigidum
Lineage: Eukaryota; Viridiplantae; Streptophyta; Magnoliopsida; Poales; Poaceae
Product: ethylene-response factor C3-like
Exons: 3
Biological process (GO): regulation of DNA-templated transcription; ethylene-activated signaling pathway
Molecular function (GO): DNA-binding transcription factor activity; DNA binding
Source: RefSeq, a predicted model, not a curated record